Molecule: messenger RNA, 1923 nt
Organism: Oreochromis aureus
Lineage: Eukaryota; Metazoa; Chordata; Actinopteri; Cichliformes; Cichlidae
Gene: ssb
Product: small RNA binding exonuclease protection factor La
Exons: 12
Coding region: 152-1339 (395 amino acids)
Biological process (GO): RNA processing; positive regulation of translation
Cellular component (GO): cytoplasmic stress granule; cytosol; nucleus
Molecular function (GO): RNA binding
Source: RefSeq, a predicted model, not a curated record
CUGCAGUGAUCAGAGGAGCUUGCGCGAACAUGAGUCCUUUUUGGUCCUCGGUGGGCUCCGUAGCACGCAGUUCCAACGUGCGAGCGGCGAAGUGAGGACUGUUGGUUUCAACAGCUUAAACGGCUUCUAGCUGCGACUCAUUAUAACCAAAAUGGCAGAAAGUCAAGAAGAGAUGUCCCCACUGGAGGCGAAAGUGGCGCGACAGAUCGAGUACUACUUCGGCGAUCACAAUCUUCCAAGAGACCGGUUUCUCAAAGAGCAGCUGCAGGUUGAUGAUGGCUGGGUGACUUUGGAGACGAUGCUUAAAUUCAACAGGUUGAAGUCUUUAACCACAGACAGCAGCGUCCUCAUUGCAGCUCUGGAGAAGUCAAAGACUGGUCUCUUGGAAAUCAGUGAAGACAAGACAAAGAUCAGGAGGUCUCCCAGCAAGCCCUUACCCGAACAGAACGAUGAAUACAAGGAUGCACUUAAACACAAAUCUGUAUACAUGAAAGGUUUCCCUCUUGAAACAUCCCUGGAUGAGAUUCAGGAUUGGCUGAAUGGGAAAGGCUCUGUAGAAAACAUUCAGAUGAGGAGAAACCUCCAAAGGCAGUUCAAGGGAUCUGUGUUUAUCUGUUUUGACACUGAAGAGUCAGCCAAGCAGUUCCUAGAGCGCACGGAUAUAAAAUCAUUCAAAGACAAUGAGAUGCUUGUGUUAUCAAGGGAAGCCUACCAUGCCAAGAAGGCAGAAGAGAAAAAACAGUUUAAAGCAGAGACAAAAGCAAAAGUUAAACAGGAAAAGGAACAACAGCAGAAACAUGCAGAAAAAAAAGAAAUGGAUCUGCUUUUGGAUGAGCAGUCAGGACGUUUACUGAAGUUUUCAGGAGAGCUUGAAGGUGUUUCAAGAGAAGACUUCCAUGAAUUGUUCUCUGGGCAUGGAAACAUAAAGUGGGUUGACUUCACAAGAGGGGCCAAAGAGGGCACCCUUCUGUUUGACGGGAAAGCACAGGAAGCGUUCGAUAAAGCCAAAACAGCACACGGAGAGGAACUGAAAAUCAACGACAACACUGUCACAUGGCAGCUGCUUGAAGGAGAUGAGGAGAAGGACGUAAUGAAGAAGAUAAUAGAGGCUCAACAAGGAUCAUUCAGCAGGCCCAGAGGCAGAGGUGGAAGAGGAAGAAGAGGCCGAUGGGGAAGAGGUGGCAGAGAUCAAGGCAGAACUCAGUACCAAGGAAAAAAGAUGAACUUUGAAAGCGAUGAUGAGCAGGAGAAGAAGGCAGCUGUACCUAUAAAGAGAGAACUGGAAGAUCCCAGUUAUGGUCCUGCAGCAAAAGUUAUCAAAACUGAAAAUGGAUCUUAGUUAUGACUUAAACUCAAAUUUUCUUUAAUGAAAACGUUUUAUUACAAACAGUGAAAAUGGAAAAUACAGAGACAACUUGAGUCCAUUCCAGUGAAAGCUUCAAGCUUUGGAAAAUCGUAGGAAGUCCACCUGGAUGUCAACCUGGAGAAAUAUGUUCAAAGCAUCAUUUUGCAGCCUUUUAUGUCCCCGAAUACUGUGCCUCUUAUAUUAUUUGUGUACCUAAGUUUCUCUUUUGAGGAUGUUUUGGUUUUGUUGCAUUCACCUUAAACUUGCUUUCUCACUAUAAUUUAAUUUCACCAGGAGAUUUUAGUUUAUUUUGCAAGACCUGUGUGACAUCUAGAAUGUGUGUGGCGUUAGUUUUCCUACAUUAACUGAUUGAAAAUAUCUUCUUUGCUAAUUUUUUAAGUUUGCAUAUGUGGACUGCAAAUAAAUCAAUAACCAAAAAAUGGGGGAAAUCUGUCCUGCGUCACAUUUAGCUGGAGAACAUGUACUGUCUGAUGUAAUCUUACCGAUUUCUUUUUGUGGAACUUGUAAGAUGCUGGCAGGUCAUAUCGCAGUUCUGUAAUAAAAGUAUUUAGUGAGUA